This is a messenger RNA of Cyprinus carpio (common carp), 3059 nucleotides long. RefSeq names its product oligodendrocyte transcription factor 1-like. Gene Ontology annotation, molecular function: protein dimerization activity. The record is from RefSeq and is a predicted model, not a curated record. NCBI's taxonomy places the organism in Eukaryota, Metazoa, Chordata, Actinopteri, Cypriniformes, Cyprinidae. Bases 437 to 1141 code for a protein of 234 amino acids. The transcript is spliced from 3 exons.
AAGAGUAACCCAUUAGCUCAUUGCAGCAGUCCUUCUCUCAUAUCCUUUUAAUGGUUAGGGAGUGUGUUAGUUAGCCAUCUCCAUGAAGGACAACUAUAUGGACAAAAGGGCAAACAAUCUAACUGAGCAUUUAACAUUUAACCAUUACUGUUUUUAGGAAGAUUAACUCGUGACUAGAUGAAUAUGGACCUGAAGAAGUGAACUGCUUUAUUUUUACUCAAGGAAUACCUGGAAGAAGAUCUGGAGAGUGUGGACCAAAAGCUUGAAGGAUGACAUUUUGAAGGUGUUUCUGUGCCAUGAAAGUCAAAGGGGUCCAAAGUUGUUUUGGACCACACUGACUUUGAAUAUAAGGUCAAAAUCAGACAAUUCUCAAAAUAUGUCCCACAGAAGAAAGAACAUCAAACUUCAUUUGGAAACAUUUGGAACAACAUGAUGAAUGCAGGCUGUGCCUGGUUUUAGGUGCAGAGAGCAGGGUGAGAGCUCUUUGCAGCAACUAAUGCCAAGAAUGGUACGGGUAACAGGAGCAGGGGGACCAGGUUUCAGUGCUGGGGGUCUCCAGGGGCCUCUCAGAUCUUUGAAACCCCCUCGUGAGCUUAGUGUGGAGGAACAACAGGAGCUACGGAGAAAGAUCAACAGCCGUGAAAGGAAGAGAAUGCAGGACCUCAACGUAGCCAUGGAUGCUUUACGGGAGGUCAUGGUUCCCUACUCUCCUCCAACCGGUAUAGGUGGAGUACUGCAGCACCCUUACUUUCCUCCCGGAGCCCCUCCGACCGGACGGCGCCUGUCUAAGAUCUCCACUCUGGUGUUGGCCCGUAACUACAUCCUGCUCCUAGGCUCCUCCUUGCAGGAGAUGAGGCGUCUGCUGGGAGAGGUCAGCAUCGGGAUGGGUGUCAGCGGGACUGUACCACGUCUGCUGCUGACAGGGGGGUGGCCAUUUCUUAACGGGCCAGGACAGCUUCUGCUUUCCCCUCCUGAGCAGCAAAUGGGUGCAGUAAAGUGCCCCUUUCUGCCUCAGGGUACCCAGGAGGAGCCCUUGGCAUGGGGGUCAGGCAGAAUAUUGGAGAACCUGGUGUGCCAGUGUGGGGUGUGUCGGACCCCACGGGUGGUGCAUGUUAAUCCCGCCACACGUUUCCCAAAGUGAUUCCAACAUGACUUGGAGAAGGUCACCCAAAAACUAAAAUUCUGUCAUCAUUUCUUCACUGUCAUGACGUUUCCAAACCCACUUUCUUUGCUGGAACACAAAUGAAGAAAUUUGCUUGUUCCACAGAAGAAAGACUUUUGAAAUGACAUGAUGGUGAGGAAGUGAUGACAACAUUUUUCAGUGAACUAUCCCUAAGUAUCAUAAAUAAACACUGAGCAAAACUUGAUUAAAUGAGCAUUUAUAAAAUUUUGGUUAAUGUUAAUUUCCACAUGUACUAAUACAUUUUUAACAUUCCAAGUGGUAUAAACUUGAAUGUGCAAGUAUGCAUUAGCUUACUGAAACUUUUAAAGUGUUACCAGUUUUUCCUUUUGCAAAACACUCUUAGAUACAGUCUGUCUCCCAUAUUGUUGUUCUCUCCUUUGUGUUUGCUAAGAAUUAAACUAGAAAAACUGAAAGAGUGUGUGUGUGUGUCUGUUAUUUGAAACUACUGCAAAAGUUAAUCUCUCAGCACAUUUCUUGUUUUUUUCAUCUCGUUCUGUCAUAGUAAGUGUGUGCAUGUGUGUGUGCUUGGCUGCAUCCAAACGGAUUGAAAUAAUUAAUUGUGCACCUCUUUUACAGCACAAGGACGGAGCCUUUCUUUCACCCCAUCCUUCUCUGAACCCACCCCAUUCAACUCCCCAAACAAGCCCCACAUCAAACCCGACAGCCCCAUAAUAAUUAGCCCACACUCUUUCUCCAGCUUCACCAUCUUUAAUCCACUCCUUCGAUCGCUGCUUAUCAAGGUAAAUGCGUUUACACGGGCCGCUGUGGCACCAUUCAUUACUCUCUGUGAACAGCAUAUUCAAACGCCCAGAAAAUGUGUUUCCACCAAAGGAGUUCACUUACCUAAAUUACAAACAACACCCUCUCCAGCACCCAAACUCUGACAUUCACCCCUCCGAAGGCUGGGCGUCUGAAAAAAAGAAGCAAUUCUUUCAAUCUCAGUGCCCGGUGAAAGCCAUGAAAGGAGGGAAAGGCAAUUCCAUCUUGUAGGAAAGGGUGCGUGAAUGAGAAUGCAGAUUAUAAUCAUAAGCAUAAUGAUAAAAUACAAGGAAUAAUCAGUCCCACUGCAAAAGGGGAUUAGUCCGGCCAGGCGCGUGAAAGAGGGCGAGAGGCUGAAUGGAAGGAGUCUGUUGCCCAUCGCCCGGGACAAAAGGAGAGGUAGAUGCCAUUAAGUGAGAUUAGGGUUAAUGGGCCUUGAUUUUCUUACAAGGAGGUAAAAAAAAGAAAGAAAAAGAAGUACAGAGGGGGGAGAGGUGGGACAGAGAAGUAGGAAAGAUCAAAGUAAGACACCCCGACUUAAAACCCUUCUCUUUGCGAGGACGCACAUACACACACUUUAACUUACCACCUCUUUCAUUUACAUAUAGCUGCCUUAUGUCCGCUGACAACUUGAAGAGAUUACCUCACUAAUUUUAACCUCACUUCAGUGCUUUUCUUAAAGCCAUCUUCUCAUGUCGUUCUCUCCUGAGGUGAAAACUUUCUCUCUGAUGAUGGUGGGCGUAUUGUGAGAAGGAUGUAGGGGUCUGCUCUCUCUUUGUGUUCAUUCUUCAGCUCAUCAGUGCAGCUAAAUCCAGCCAAAACAAAAUGAGACAAAAGAAGAGAAAGUAGAACGGGGUGUCCUAUUGUUCUCCACAAAAUGCCUAUGUGUCCUGGUAUACUUUACUGAUAUAUGCCCUGACCAACCACUGUGUGAGUAUGCGUGUGUGUGUUGCAGAGAGAAGAGCCUCUGUACUGUGAAUUCACAAAUUCUCAGUCGAACUGAUUUGUUUCAUUAACUGUUUAAUGUAAGUAAAUUUUGGUAAAACCAAUCAAUUAUGUUUAAGCAUGUGUGUAAUGUUUUUGAUACUUGUGAGGACCAAGUGAUAAAAAAUGCCCU